Messenger RNA from Boeremia exigua, 1529 nucleotides. RefSeq names its product galactose mutarotase-like domain-containing protein. The transcript has 3 exons. Bases 466 to 1425 code for a protein of 319 amino acids. Gene Ontology annotation, molecular function: carbohydrate binding; isomerase activity. The record is from RefSeq and is a predicted model, not a curated record. NCBI's taxonomy places the organism in Eukaryota, Fungi, Ascomycota, Dothideomycetes, Pleosporales, Didymellaceae. Gene Ontology annotation, biological process: carbohydrate metabolic process.
CAGAAAUGCAAGUGCAAAUGAUGACCAAUAUUACGUCCUGGUCAACUAGAGUGCCAAGCUUGUAAGUUAGGUGAAUGCAGCUUGUCGAUCAUGAUCGACUGUCUGGAGAACCUGCGUGCAUAUCGGUGUUGGGAUGCACCAAAGAGCCAAUCACAAUUCUUUACACAAUUCUGGUGAACUCAGAAAGUGUUUCAGGCUGGUUUCAGGUGGCCGAUGCAGUCGAUGCAUCAUAGUGGGGCUCGCUCUCAGCUUCCCUGCCCCUCCUUCUUGCUCAACGUCUCCCAUUAACAGACGCCACCAACAAUAGCUGUAAGCUUUAGCACGCCUUUGCUUAGCUUCAGGACCGAUAGCUGACGGUUAAUAAGGACACAUCCCCUUCUCCCACCGACUCAUACCCAUUCCCAUCCAUUCCGCAGCAAGAUAUCCACACAGCAUCCAUCCCCUCGUCGAGUCUCGCACAUCACAAUGGUUGACCGCGCCAACCGUCCUUCCGCCCUGAACGCACCCAAGAGCUCCGGCCCCUCUGCACAAGUCGAUGUCGUCGGCGAGGGAGGUAGCCAGAAAGUUGUCGCAUCGUUGCCCUCUGGCGAGAGUGUGGAGGUGUACCUCUUUGGCGCCACCGUAACUAGCUGGAAGAGCAAUGGCGGAAAGACAGAGAACUUGUGGGUCAGCGAGGCUGCGGAUCUGACAGGAACGAAGCCUAUCAGAGGCGGUGUUCCUGUCGUAUUCCCGGUCUUCGGCCCUCCUCCCACAACCGGCCCCACCUCGAAGCUCUCUCAGCACGGAUUUGCGCGCAACUCACGCUGGGAAUAUCUGGGCAAGUCUUCUACAGAAGACGCACUAGACACCAGCUCCGUAAAGCUCGACUUCGGUCUUGACCGCAAUGGCGUCAGCGACGAGCACCGCAAAGCAUGGCCGCUGGACUUCGGUCUGGUGUACAGCGUCACAUUGAGCAAGGAUACGUUACAGACAGUCAUCACUGUACGCAACGAGGGUGACGAGAGCUUCGAGUUCCAAUUCCUGCUGCACACCUACUUCAGGGUCUCGGAUAUCUCCAAGGUCUCUGUCAACGGUCUCGGCAGCGUCGAAUACGUCGACAAGGUCCUCGACGCGACCUCGCACACACAAACAGAGCCUACGCUCAAGUUCAAUGGCGAAGUCGACCGCGUAUACAAGGACAUCAAGCUCGACACCACAAGUGUUCUGGAGGACGGCAAGCCGCGUUUCGAUAUCACCCGAGACAACGUCAAGGAUACUGUCACUUGGAACCCCUGGAUUGAGAAGGCGAAGGCCAUGGGCGACUUCGCGCCAAAGGACGGCUACAAGAACAUGGUCUGUGUCGAGGUCGGUGCUGUCAAUGGAUGGCAGAAGCUGGACAAGGGUGAGGUGUUCGAGGGUGGUAUGCUUGUCAAGAGCCACUUGUAGGAAUUCUCCGCAUAGAUCAGAGUAGGACUACAGCUGUUCCAUGCCGCUACUGUAGCACUUGGAUCGCUUAAUGACAGCCAUGAAUGACAUAAACGACCCAACAA